Molecule: messenger RNA, 1594 nt
Organism: Trifolium pratense (red clover)
Lineage: Eukaryota; Viridiplantae; Streptophyta; Magnoliopsida; Fabales; Fabaceae
Product: taxadiene 5-alpha hydroxylase-like
Exons: 5
Coding region: 85-1524 (479 amino acids)
Biological process (GO): sterol metabolic process
Molecular function (GO): iron ion binding; oxidoreductase activity, acting on paired donors, with incorporation or reduction of molecular oxygen; monooxygenase activity
Source: RefSeq, a predicted model, not a curated record
UGCCUCUUCAUUACAUAAAGUAAUCUCUACCCCUUGUAUUUGGUCCUAAACUGAAUGGUCUUAAGUCUCUCAUCUAAUUUCUAAAUGGUUAAGGAAAUACCUUUCAUUGUUUUAUGUGUACUCACUUUGAGUUUAGCUUUACUCCUCAAAAAAUUUCUCUCAAAAAGUCAAACAAAAGGAUCUUUGGGGUACCCUAUUAUUGGAGAGACAUUUGGUUUUAUUAAAGCACUGAGGAAGGACAAAGGCUCUGAGUGGAUAGAAGAAAGAGUAUCCAAGUAUGGUCCUGUCUUUAAAACAUCCAUAAUGGGUUCUCCAACAGUAGUUAUUAUUGGACAACAAGGAAACAAAUUUGUUCUUAGUUCCUCAGAUGAUGUUAUUUCUGCAAAGAAACCUCCUACCUUUCAAAAGAUUUUAGGAAAACAAAGCCUUUUUGAACUUACUGGAUCAAGACAUAGGUUGGUGAAGGGGGAAAUGCUGAAAUUCUUAAAACCUGAAUGCCUUCAAAACUAUGUGAAAAAGAUGGAUGAAUUAGUGAACACAAUAUUACUAAAAGAAUUGCAAGAGAACAAAACAAUUGGAGUUGUAAGGUUGAUGAAGAAACUUUCCUAUGAUAUGGCAUGCAAUAUAUUAUUUGACAUUAAAGAUGAACAAACAAAGGAAGCUAUGUUUGAAGAUUUUAUCACAGCAUUUAAAGCACUUCAUUCUCUUCCAAUAACUUUCCCUGGUACCUCAUUUUGGAGAGGCCAAAAGGCUAGAGCAAGAAUUGUGGAAAAGAUAAUUCCUAUUAUGAACAAAAGAAGAGAGGAAUUGUCAAAAGGAAUUCUAAGCUCUACUAAUGAUAUGCUUUCUUGCCUUCUUGCAAUAAGAGAUGAAAAUGGUCAACCUCUAGAAGAUGACUUAAUUACUGACAAUUUUAUUUUUCUAUUUAUGGCAAGUUAUGACACUUCUGCUACUCUUAUAACCAUGAUGAUAUGGAAGUUAUCUAGAGAUCCAGAUGUUUACAAUAAAGUUUUAGAAGAACAAAUGGAAAUCUUAAAGCAAAGGGAAGGAAUCGAAGACAGAUUAACAUGGAGAGAGAUUCAAAAGAUGAAAUACACAUGGAGAGUUGCUCAAGAAUUGAUGAGGAUGAUCCCACCUGCAUUUGGUGGAUUUAGGAAAGCACUUAAAGAUACUAGUUACGAAGGAUACGACAUACCAAAAGGGUGGACGGUAUAUUGGGCAUCAUGUGGAACACAUAUGGACAAAGAUAUAUUUGAGAAUCCACAAGAGUUUGAUCCAUCUCGUUUUGAAAAUCAAGCUAAGCCAAUCCCACCAUUUUCUUACCUUCCAUUUGGUGCAGGGGUUCAUAAUUGCAUAGGGAAUGAGUUUGCUAGGGUUGAGACCUUAACUACCAUUCACAAUUUUGUGAAGAUGUAUGAAUGGUCUCAAUUAAAUCCAGAGGAAACUAUUACUCGUCAACCAAUGCCGUAUCCAUCCUUGGGUCUCCCAAUUAAGAUCAAAAAAAGAUGUAGUAAUAUGUCUUAAACUUUAUUGUCAUGUACUAUAUGGUGUUGUUUCUUGUCUUAUCCUAUGUACUAUGUUUCUAUAUAUAUAC